Molecule: messenger RNA, 2146 nt
Organism: Drosophila melanogaster (fruit fly)
Lineage: Eukaryota; Metazoa; Arthropoda; Insecta; Diptera; Drosophilidae
Gene: Nup75
Product: nucleoporin 75kD
Exons: 6
Coding region: 70-2076 (668 amino acids)
Cellular component (GO): nuclear pore; nuclear membrane
Source: RefSeq, marked reviewed
CGCCUCUGCUUAUCGAUAACAAGCAACGAAUCGUUUAGAAUUUAUAAAGAAGAAAAACAUAAAGCCAACAUGAGCGACAGCGGUGUUUUCGCCUUCGAGCUUGGCGAUGACCUAGCCACACGCUGUGGCAAUACACUCACUGGCGUCUUUGUGCCGGGCUCACGAAUCGCACUCAGCGCCUACCGGCAUGUGACGCACAGUUCGCGGGAUGAGCCCACAGAGAAUGCUGGACAGGUUCCGGUGCUCAUCUACAUGGCGCAGGAGUCGACGCUGUUCGACGAACCCGUUCUCCGCAGCGUACUCGCCGAGGCGAAUGCCACGUUCGCCACGCUGCAACAGUUGGGUUCGCGGGCCACACGUGCCGAGUAUGUGAAUAUAUCCCGGGCAUACAGGAGCAUUGUGCGCUCAUGCCUGGAGAAGCUGGAGCAGGCAAAAAAAUCGCCGGAGGUUCAGACAGAUGAGGCGCGCCUGCAACGCUUAUGUGAUGCCAUCGUUGUGUUCUAUGCGGCAGAAUGCCUGUGGCAUCUCUUCGAGAUUCUGUACAUUCAGAGCAAUCAGCUGGUGGUGCCGCAGCUGCUCGACUGGGCGCGUUUCCACUCGCCGCACGCAGAGGACAGAGCCACGGAUCUACUGCUCAUGGGAGAGGAGGCCAGCGAAUCUGAUGACUAUUGGAGCAUUGUCAAAUCACUCAUUAUGCUGGGCGAAAUAGAUGUUACGAGAGCAGUUCUCUCGCAGAAUCGCAAAGCUGGACAAACGAGCUUCAAGGCGGCCGAACAGAUCCUGAAGUCCAUGCCAGUGUAUCAAGAGGGCUAUGCCCUGCAGAAGUUUCACUCGCAGUGGGAGUUCUGGCACGUGGAUACGGAACGCAAGAUUCAGUCCGGCUUAUUUGCCACGGAGCCGGAGCUGGAGCAGUUGAUUCGUCUGGUCGCCGGCGACAGCGAGCAGUGGGAUGCUGGCAUCAAAGAGUCCCAGGAUUUCUAUGAAUACCUGCCAGGAUACCUGCUCUUUACCAAGCCCACCUGCAAACCCUUUGAGCUGAAAAUAGCGGCAGCCAAAUGGCUAAACCGAUGGUGUCUUCUCCGGCCGGAAAGAGAGCAGUGCAGCAUGAACCGCAUGGUUUCUCAGCUUAUGGAUCACGAUCUUAGACUAUUUAUAUACGAUGCUCAAAAACUUAACGACACACACUGGUUCUCAACGCAUUUGAUUGAUCUUAUCCAUCAUUGUGGUCAGCUGAAGAGCUAUUUCGAUCAGAACAACAUCGAUCUUCCGGCCCUGCGUCACUCAAUGAUCUAUGAGUACGGCAGCUAUCUGAUGACGUCCCACAAUAUGUGGCAACUGGGCAUCGACUAUCUGGACUGUUGCAAGCAGGAGGGUCAGGCGGCUAUCGAGCUGCUUUUGCCCCGAAUCACUUUGCGCAGCGAGCGGCAAGCCACCAAGCUUAUUAACCUGGCCAGGCAGCGCGGGCUCAUAAGCGUAGAACGGGAGAUCUGCAAGGUGCUUUCAAAGCGAUCCUACGAUAACGAGCGUUAUGGAAACGCCCUGGAAUGGGCCAUUCGCUCCAAGGAUGUGCUGCUGGUUACGGCGGUAGCUGACUUUAUUUUAAAGCAUUACUCGAAAACUGGCUGCAUGCUUUGCCCGGACACCAUUGCCAAUGUCGGUGGCCGAAUGUUUGCCUCACCGCGCUUGGUGUUUCUCUCCAAGUACUUUGAGUUCUAUGAGUUCUACCGUACCCGUGAUUUUCUUUCUGCCUCCGAGCUGCUGGUGAAUCUUUUGGAAUCCAAAAUUACGCCAGACUACUUUUGGCCAUCGUUGCUCAUCGAUUCCAUGCCACUGCUAGAGUCCAAAGAUCCGAAGAUCUUCGCCAAGGAAACGGUGGCCAUUCUGCAUCACAUUGAAACCGAUCUGGUGCCCAUCAUCGAACGCGAUGUGUCCAAAUAUGGAAAACACCACACAGAAACCGUGUUCAAGGACUAUCGGGUGGAGAACGUUGACGAAAUCAUGAACCUCCUGCGCCUGGCCUGCGCACGCAAUUUGGCCCGAGCAUUGAUCAUUGAGAACACUUUGCCCGUGGUGUGAUUUUGAAUGCAUUUUUAAUGUAAUUUAUUUUGUAUUUUUCGCUUUUCCAAUACAUCGUAAUUUGUUAUAG